Molecule: messenger RNA, 1506 nt
Organism: Triticum turgidum subsp. durum (durum wheat)
Lineage: Eukaryota; Viridiplantae; Streptophyta; Magnoliopsida; Poales; Poaceae
Source: the annotation of a GenBank genome assembly
AUGGAGCUUGCCAUAUCUGCAGUAGCUGGUGAACUCGUGAGCCGAUUCGUCUCCUUCGUCGCCGACAGGUACCUCCACUCUAGCCGCUCAGCACAGUCAGAAGAGAAGCAGGUGAAGAAGCUGCAGCGGCUGCUCCUGCGAGCCCGCACGGUCGUCCAGGAGGCAGAUGGCCGAUACAUCACCAACCCCGGGAUGCUGGCGCAGCUCAGCAUGCUCACGGACGCCAUGUACCGAGGCUACUGGGCACUAGGGGCCUUCGGGUACAUGUCACUCGAAGAGACAGAGACUACUUCCAUGGAGGAGGGGGGAGUUCGCAACUCAUCUCCUCCUAAAUGUCUCCGCACGGUUCAUGGCAGCGCUAAGAAGAACAAGUCGAUGUACCUUGUCGACUUGCAAGGCGAGGUGGAGAGCUUGGAGGAUGUCAUCACCGGCAUGAUGGAGCUUGUUGUUCUCUUGGGCGGAUGCGAUCGUAUGCUGCGUAGGCCUUACGACUCGUACCUUUACAGCGACAACAUCAUGUUCGGACGCUACGCCGAGAAGCAGAAGCUCCUGAACUUUGUGUUGCAGCAUGGCUCUCCUGGUGACGCUCCGGCUGUUCUCCCAGUCAUCGGCGGUCCAGUGGUCGGGAAGAGGACCCUGGUCGCCCAUAUAUGCAAGGACGAGAGGGUCAGCUCACACUUCUCUUCGAUUCUGCACCUGAAUGGAGAUUCCUUCUGUAGAAUCGCAGACCAUGGUGGUAUCAUGUCAGGCAAGAUACUGGUGGUUGUUGAGCUUGUUUCAGAUGUUGACGAGGAGGAUUGGGCCAAGUUCUGUUUAGCCGUAGCAACAAGCAUGGAUAAUGGAAGCAAGGUGAUCAUCAUCAGCCACCUUAAAAAUUCAGAGCGACUCGGAACCGUUGAGCCAAUCUUCCUCAAAACCCUGUCAUACGAGGAGUUCAGCUACCUAUUCAAGACACUAGCAUUCGGGAGUGCGAACCCGGCACAGCACCCACGGUUAGCGUGGAUAGCAGACGAGCUGGUCAGGGAAUUCCAACCCGAAUGGUCAAUCGGCACUGCAAAUCCGUUUGCGGACAUCAUGAGGAGGAACCUCAGCGUCCAUUUUUGGCUCUGCAUCCUGAGCGGGCUGAGAAGGGUAGUCGAGAGGAACUUAUCCCUGUUUGGGGAGCACCCGAAGCUCCUCGCCCGGAGACGUCACCAGGUAGACGUUACUGACUUGGUCUCGCAUCCCAUGGAUUCUCCACUCCGGGUCGUGGCUUCCUGUACCAGUGGCAGCAGCCACACUGAAGUUACAGUGGAAAGGGAAUUGCUACCGAGGGUGAGGUUUGGGGAUCUGUUGACGGGUCCUGGAGUUAGACCACAAGGGGAUUUCAAUGUGGUUACUUGGGAAUCAAGAUUGCCACCUUACACCUCGUAUGUUCAUUUCGCUACAAGUGGAAAUGGUGCUCCAGGUGUGGCGCAACAGAGUACUCCCCUGUCUGGGAGGAAGCGUGCAGCAGUGCCUUUGUAA